This is a messenger RNA of Iphiclides podalirius (scarce swallowtail), 5256 nucleotides long. The record is from the annotation of a GenBank genome assembly. NCBI's taxonomy places the organism in Eukaryota, Metazoa, Arthropoda, Insecta, Lepidoptera, Papilionidae.
AUGUGGAAUCCAAACGCCAUGGACAACAGGCAGAUGGAGAAGAGGGUCGUUAUAGGCAGAGUGAGACCCACGUGGGCGCGAAACUUACCAGAGGCGAGAGAAGAAGACGAUAAGAGCGACCAAGAAGUCGGCGUGAUGCCCCACAGCGAGCCACCGUCGCCCACCGAGACCUGGGAGCAGACCAAGCAAGAGGACAAGUACGAUGUGUUUGGGAAGGUGAUGCUUCUUGGUGACAGCGGUGUCGGGAAGACCUGCAUGUUGGUCCGAUUCCGCGACGGCACUUUCCUCGCCGGAAACUACAUUUCUACAGUCGGGAUAGACUUCCGGAACAAGGUAGUUACUGUGGAUGGCGUCAAGGUAAAGCUUCAAAUUUGGGACACAGCCGGUCAAGAGCGCUUCCGCAGCGUCACACAUGCUUACUACAGGGAUGCGCAUGCGCUUCUACUUCUAUACGACGUGACCAACAAGACUAGUUUCGACAACAUUCGCGCCUGGCUGGGCGAGAUACGGGAGUACGCACAGGACGAUGUCGUGAUAAUGCUACUGGGGAACAAAUCCGACAGCGGCCUAGAGAGGGCAGUGCGCCGCGAGGAGGGCCAGCGCUUGGCGAGGGAAUAUCAAGUGGCGUUUAUGGAGACCUCUGCGAAAACCGGACUGAACGUGGAAGCGGCCUUUGCCCAUGUGGCGCGCGCCCUAGUCGCGAAAGCGAACCCCGUCGACCCGUCGAGGCUGGCCGUGCGCGCGCAGCCGUCACAAGAGCACAGGUCCUCGUGCCCCUCGUGCACACUGUGCUUGUCAUCUCGAGGCGAAUUACUGCCGAUAUUUCCUACCACCAGUUCGGAUGACUCGGAACCUCCUGUCUUCGCAUCAAAAAUUAAGGAUUGUGUGUCUGUAGAGAUAAACGAAGAUGACGACCUGCCAACUAAUGUUUGCAGAAAAUGCAUGGACAAUGUUAAUAAUUGGCACAUAUUUAAGGCUGUAUGUGAAAGGGCACAAAACAAACUUCAUACUCUGAUUAAAAAUGAUGGCAGCCAACUAGAAGAGGUGCAAAUUAAAAAUGAACCUUUGUCUGAUGAAGCUUAUGAUGAUGGAGUUGUUAUUGAUGCUACAUAUCCUGACCUUGAGAAUGCAUCAACAUCCAGUAAGGUGUUACCUGAAGGUCCACCAAUAUUGGCUUCAUUGGGUCUUACACCACGCAGUGAUAAGGGCAUGGAGAGUGAAAAGGACGAAGAUGAAGAGUACGAAGAAGUGAUGAACAACUCCAAUCAGCGUUUCGUGAAUGUGCCAAAUAUGCCGGAAGUGUCCAUUACCGUAAUGCGCCCAUCCGGGAUAAAUGCAAAGCUCAUUCAUCAGAAAUCAGUGCCCCCACCAAAACCCAUACCAAUUAAAACAAUAAAGGCCUCGCAAAAUAAUUUGCCAUAUCCGCUCAGAAUAAAAGCGCUUAAGGACUUGCAAAUAAAGAAAAAAGAACCUCAAAUACUUAAAACUCUACUGACAACGAAACCCGAGGUUUUGGUCUCGGAACCGGAAAUUAUUAAUUCAGCCCCAGAAAGUCCGGAAACAUUGAUUUCAGAACCGGAAAUAGCUUCGUUUCAAGUAGAGGCUAUUCUUUCAGAGCCGGAUUAUAAUCCGCAACAAGAUGAUGAAGAUGGGGAUGCUGACAUGCAGAAUAAUCAAAGCCAGAAUUAUGACACUGUUGAUAUGGAUUCUGAAAAUGAAAUCGAAAUCGCUAGACAGAAAGAAGAUGCUGCCGAAGGGGAAGGUGAUGAUCAGCAAGGUGAUAAUGAUAUAGAUGAUGGUAAUGAAAUUGAAAAUAUGGACAAUGGUGAUGAAAAUCAUGUAGAAAGAAAUCAAAGUGACAAUGAUAACGAUCAAAUAGAUGAAGUUGCCGAUAGUCAAGACGAGUUACAAAUUAUUAACGAUGUUGAAGGUAGAGACGAAGACGAUGCGAAAGAAGGUGAAGAGAUCAACGAUGAAAGAGACGACGAACAGGCUGAGUACAAUCAUGAAGAAAAUGAGAAUGAUGACGAUGACGACGAACUACCGCCUAUGAGUAUAGCUCCAGUUGUUGAAAUCAAUGAAGACAUGCAAACAAAUUCAUAUAACAGCGAAAUAAACGAGGAAGAAGAGCUUGACGAAACUGUAGAUCCAAACGAUACAGUAGACGAUGUUAAAGAGCUUGAUCCCGAUAAGUUGUAUGUGACGAAGACGCAGAGAGAUUUUAUUCUUAAGUAUCGUGACAUAAUCGAACAGAUCAAUACUAAAAGGUGUCUCUGUUGCGACAGAGAACAUCCGCGCCGAAAAGCCGUCAUACAACAUUUACAGAAAAAUGGCCACAAGGUACCUAAACAUACGUGCUACAAUUGCGUUGUUACGUUUGGACACAUAGGCGCACUACUGAGUCACAUGCGUUCCAACACGUGUACAGACUUGUGGAAAAUUAUUUACAACGAAAACGGAAUCACCGAUGACCUAGUCUUAGAAGACGAGCCUAAAGAUACCAAAGUCCAGUACAAAGAUAUAUUUAACGCCAGGUCAUAUGCGUGCAAAUUGUGCCCGGCCAAAUUCCAACUGAAACAAUUCAUCAUGAAACACGUUUUGGACGUGCACGAGGAUGGCCAAUCGCGUGUGCAGCUCGCGUGCGUCCAUUGCGGCUCUAGGUUCAAAGAUAAGGCGAUAUGGAAGAAACACAUUCGGAAUGGUGAGUGCACAGUUUAUAUCGCAUGCGACUUGUGCUCGGAAAGAUUCGGCAACAUGCAGGACUUCAACGACCACGCACUGGCCGUGCACGCCGGUAGCUUCGACCAAUCUGAUAAUCAGAACAAGUGCGUCGACGGACGCCCGACCGAUUGUCCGAUAUGCGGAAAAAAGAACAGCAGCUACCCCAAUUUGGUUAAGCAUCUAAAGAUUAUACACAGUGAAGAAAAGCCGCACUACUGCCAGCAUUGCGACUCGAAAUUCGAACAGGCCGCCGACCUCAACAAGCACAUUUAUAUGGAGCACUCUGAUAGGACUCUCGGAAUGCAAAGCAUCGAGCCCGACAUGUCGCUCGUCAAAGAGGAAGCGGAGGAAUAUCACUAUUCGUGCACGGAAUGCAACGCCAUAUUCGAAACCGUCGACGCUUGGACGGAUCAUCAGGUGGCUGAGCACAAUCAGGUCGCCCACCAUUGUGACCAAUGCGACAAGAAGUUCCUUAGGCCGUCGGAGCUCGCCGAGCACAAGAACACUCAUCUAAGGGUCAAAUUCUAUCCGUGCAGCAUUUGCACAAACUCUUACAGCACACCGCAGAAGCUUUCGGAACACGUACAGCAAGCGCACCCCGGCGCUGGGGCGUACGCACCCAUGGACUCUGAAUUUUUCUGCGAUAUUUGCAUCAGAUCGUUCAAGAGCCGUCAGGCCUAUUCGAACCACAUGCGCAUCCACGCCAAGGUUCCAACCACCAAUAGGAAACCUGGGGACCCGAAAGGGUUCGCCCCGCAAAUCGUCGGGAAGCCGAUUAGAUCGUUCUCGAUGGUGCAACCCAGUUUUCUUACGUUCAAGCCCAACUGUAACGUGCCCAAUGCACCGUACUCGUGUGAUAUAUGCGGAAAGGGAUUCAUGCACAAAAAAAAUAUUUGGAAGCACAAGAAAGUACUGCACGCAGAUCUGGUAGGUGACAGGAACGAUAGCGAAGAGAACACCAUGCAGGCAUCCACCGAGGAGGAUGAGUAUAAUUAUUUAGAUGAAAACGGCGCUAUACUGUCGACGCCGCAAUUUAAUAGUUUCAAUUUCACGAACCUUACAAAUAGCUUACAACAACAGACCUCUCAGGAGGCAAUGCCAUAUUCUUGCGAAUUGUGCUUCAAACGUUUCCCACUUAGAACCAGUCUAUGGAAGCAUAAAAGGGCCAAACACGGAAUUAUCAACGCUAGUGCCAGCGGAAGCGCAGACUCUCCAAUAAUGGCUAGUGAAAGUGGCCGUUCAAGUUGUACCAUUUGCAAAAUUACUUUUACUGAUAAAAAGUCUUACUACCGCCAUAGGAAAAACGUUCACAAGUCCUCCUCGCAGAUGUGUAAGAUUUGCGGGAAGCCUUUGAGUUCGACGUUGGAACUGUAUGAGCAUCUAAAAGCCGCACACGCGAGAGAGUUAUUGGGAUACAAUGAGAAUCAAGGUGCCAGUAAACCGGAGAUCGUCCAAGAUCUGGAAGUGGAAUACGAAGGUGAUCAGGAUUCGGUAGAUCCCUCUGCCGAAUAUCAGGCUAGAUAUCCAUGUGACACUUGUGGCAAACAAUUCGUCGGCCUACUCGCAUUACAAAAUCAUCAAUGCAUCAACCAAAUACAGUCAUCGCCGCAAACCUUCGACUGCGAGAUCUGCCACAAGAGUUACACAUCGAUAUCCGCACUCAAGAGCCACCGCGGCUGGCACCUGCGCUCGCCCGACGGCAAAGCGGCCGCCAAUAACACUGGCCUGUGGAUGCCUCAGCACAAAGUCACCAGCAAAGUGAGCAAGCACGAGGUCGUUGACCCGUCGCAGCUGGCGCGGGUGACCCACUCGACGCCGGCGAGCGUCGCCAAGAGAAGGCUACCGCCGGAGGUGGAGGUGACCGUCGUGAAUCCCAACAAGAAGAUGCGCUCCGACGACUCGGUGGAGCUGGAGCAGCAGACCAACUCGAUGACGGGCACGGAGGACAGGUACUGCACGAUAUGCGACAAGGAGUUCACCAAGCGGGCGGCGUACCAGCGGCACAUGGACGAGGUGCACCAGCCGAACUCCGUGUUCUGUCCCGUCUGCGAGAAGAGUUUCACGCGCAAGUCCACGCUGAUCGUGCACAUGAAGAAGCACUACGAGAGCGGCGAGGGCAGCUCCGCGGCGGCGGACCAGAUCGACGACGAGGGGCACGCGUGCGACGUGUGCGGCGCCCAGUACGAGACCGAGAGCGCACUAAGGGCGCACCGGGCGCGGCACCACGGCGACGAUUCCGCGGAAUCCGAGGAGGACGACGGCACCAGCGUGCCGCCGCCGGGCGAGUUCACGUGCGGCCAGUGCGGCGACGGGGUUGCCACGCCCCGCGACCUGAUCGCCCACCGCGCCAUGCACGCCACGCCCACCAAGUUCUUCUGCAACAUCUGCAAGGUGUACUUCUCGCGCGCCCUCGACCUGUCCUCGCACACGCGCGCCCGCCACGCGGACAACGAGAAGGUGUUCUUCCCGUGCGCGAUGUGCGACCGCUUCUACAUGAACAAGAAGAGUUUGCAGCGGCACAUCGAGAUGGCCCAC